UCGCUGAGGCCGGUCGCUGUUUCUCGUCGUGGAAUGUUUGUACUCUACAAUAGUUUCUGAAUUUCAGUUAAAAAUAAAUGAUGACCCUUAGUGAUGAUGACCCCCGGUGAACUAGGACUGCAUCCAAGAACUACAUUUGCGGCACAUCCAUAGUCAGUGUUAAUCAUUGGAACUCGAUUUAAAUACCUGAGUGAUCUGGAAAUCAAGUGAAAAUGCGUGGGUAUUGUGUAAACUUGUGCAUAGUUGUGCUAAUAAGUUUGUAUAUCAGGAAUGCAAAUGGACAAACAGAAAUUAUAUCAAAUACGACUCGACCUGCGAACAACACAAAACCGGUUAUAAAAACCAACGUCCAUGAAACAGAAGGUUUCAACAGUAGCAACGUUAAAUCUGGGCCUGUCCUGAUCAUUGACAAGAAGAAUAUAUUUAUUUCAAAUUUAAAUUACAUUAGCAAAGAUAACGAUACGUAUUUCUGGGCAGGAGUGGGAGAACCAUCAUCAAACGGCUUAUUAGUUCCAGAUGAAAAUAACACGACGAGUCCUUUGAGGACCUAUGAAGGACAGAAUAUUUACUUGCAGUUACCGGACAGAUGGACAUAUGAUAAAAUCGACUACGUCGCUGUGUGGUCUGUAGAAGCGAAGACUGACCUAGGACAUAUUUUACUUUAUAAGAAUAACAGUGAGGCGAGGAAUAAUGUACCUGAAGCAUUAGGAUACCAUAAGAUGACGAAAGACAACAAACCAAUAUAUCGGAUACCCACCUGCUGUGGAUUAAACGAAAUUUAUCUUUCCGAAACAAAAACUUGUACAUCAGUGGACACGGAUCUGACAAUUGACUUGGCAGUAUUUGAUAGUAACGAAACACAUAUAGAUCCUGAGCGACUUCUGGACAAUGUGGAGUUUGCACCCUACCGAUAUUUUGCACAAUGUGGGAAGAACUCUGUUGGGGUAAUAGUGGAAAAAGAAGAAGUGCUUGGUUUCAUAUAUAACAGUAGUCUUUUAUAUUAUUUCACCCCGGACGAUUAUGGAACUUUACACCACGGAUCGUUUUGUAUACUGUAUCGCAACGUAACCGAACAUAAAGUUGUUGUAUGCACGGAUCUUCCAGUUACAGAGGGUGCUAGUAUCAGUUAUCUGUAUCUUCCAUUUUUAAUCAUUUCAACGAUUUGUUUCUUCUCGUCCGCUGUGAUUUAUAUUGUCAUUCUGAAAGCCAGAGAUAUCCACAGGAAGUGUUUUGUGGGAUACUCGAUAUCAAUGACAGUUACAUUUAUAUCUCUAAUAUGCCUUCAAAAGAUGAGCGGGGCUUGUAAUUUCACGGGAGGAUUAUUUAUGUUUUCCAUGAUAUGCUCCUUUGUAUGGUUGGCCUGUUUAUGUAUAGAUCUGAUAUAUGUUGUUAAAUCAACGGGUCGUCGUGCUCAAGAUGACACAAGAAUUUAUGUCUACAUGGCUGUUUCAUUGCUAGUUCCUGUUGUAGUUUUAACAGUUUCCCUUAUACCAGAUGGAAUACCUGAUAUACCAUUAUCAUUCGUUAAGAGUUAUUCAGGAGCUGACACUUGUAACUUUGGAGAAGUGAAGAUAGGGGUGUUCUUCAUUCCCAUUGGUUUACUAAUAUUGGCAUCUGUAGUUGGUCUGUGCUACACCUCCUACAUCAUAAAUACCCAUGACGACCGGAAAGACUACGAAUGGUUGCAUAACAAGAGCCGUUUUAAGUUCAUGUUGAGAUCGUGCUUCUUGGUCUGGAUAACAACAUUCAUCUGGUUAAUAGAAGCACUGGCAAACGUUAUAAUAAUGGGGACUGCAAUUCAAUACGCAAUUGAUUUAAUUGAAGCCUUACAGGGGACUUUUGUAACAAUAAUAUUCGUGCUAAAUAAAUAUACAAGGAAAGAAAUUAAAAGGGUCAUAUAUAAAAAGCAAAAUGAAAAAGAGAUGCAAUCAAUGUAUGACGAUGUGCUAAACGAUUUCGGUAAUCAAAAUUCUACAAAUGAAAAUAAAAGGAUGGCAGAUAAAUAAUAUUUUAUGUAAAUAAUUAACAUAUUUUGAAAAUACAAACUCGUCUAUGGAGUAUCUUUGCGCAAUCGAACGUUAAAGUACUUAAUCACCAAAAUAUAUUUCGAGCUAUGUAGCUAUUUUCACUUUUAUUUAUUUUUAUUGUUAGAAAAAUGUCAUCACAUUCGCUAUUUAUAAAACUUCACUUUACAUUUUAUAUAGAUGUACGUGCUGUAGUAUUUUUAACUAUAGGUGUCUACAUUUAACUUCAACGUACCUAGAUUAGAGAUUAAAUAUUCACAAGUAUGAUCAUUCAUAUAAAGAAUAUGUUAUAGUAUUUCAAUUUUUUGUAUAUAUUUAAGAAUUCUGUUCACUACUUUAAAAGAAUAAUAAUUACAUAUUAAUCCUAGAACU
Molecule: messenger RNA, 2396 nt
Organism: Anoplophora glabripennis (Asian longhorned beetle)
Lineage: Eukaryota; Metazoa; Arthropoda; Insecta; Coleoptera; Cerambycidae
Exons: 9
Coding region: 213-2006 (597 amino acids)
Source: RefSeq, a predicted model, not a curated record